AUGGGAGGUCCUAGCCUAGUUGUGCAAAUAAAUGAAUCCUUGUUCCAAGGUAAAAGGAAAUAUAUCAAUAUAUAUAUAAAUAUAUAUAUGAUACCUAAUCAUGGAAGAUUACGUCUUGGAGAUCGCAAACCCGAGGAAAAGUCUAAUGAAAAUGAAGGAAGUUCAGAUGAAGACGAUGUAAUAAAUAAUCGAAAUUAUAGACAACGAAUUCAAGGGCCAUGGAUUUUUGGUUUGUGUUGUAAGCAUGAUGGCAUUUUUGAGUGA
Sipha flava (yellow sugarcane aphid) is the source of this 264-nucleotide messenger RNA. RefSeq lists its product as uncharacterized. NCBI's taxonomy places the organism in Eukaryota, Metazoa, Arthropoda, Insecta, Hemiptera, Aphididae. The record is from RefSeq and is a predicted model, not a curated record. The transcript has a single exon. Bases 1 to 264 code for a protein of 87 amino acids.